AUGACAUUCUCCAUCCUCACAGACGACGAAAUCAGGUCGCUGUUGGACAACCUGACAUUCGACGAGCUCGAGUCAUUCCGUGAGAACCUUAGAGAUGCUCUCCACGAAUACUCAACCGGAGCUCAAGCGCCCGGUCAAGCUCUCAUCCACCAGCCCGAGCGAACAGUAGUCCGCAGCGGCGUUACCGGCGCGACAACUUUGUUUAUGCCAUCAUGUAGUCCGGCCGGUCACGGAGUCAAGGUCAUCACCCUCUCCUCCGCCGAGCAAAUAGUCAAGUCCACGCAAGAAGAAGAAUCCGGCCAAGACGCCUCUAACCGGCUCAUCCGGCCCACGGGCGCCAUCACCCUCUUCAGCCCCAACGGCUCCCCCCGCGGAAUCAUCCACGCCAGCACCGUAACCGCCUUCCGCACCGCCCUGGCCUCGUUGUGCUUAGUCCACAAGCGCGACCACGUCAAGACCCUCACCGUCUUCGGCUGCGGCGAGCAAGCCUACUGGCACGUGCGCCUGACCUUGCUCCUACGGGGUAGCACCAUCAAGCACGUCAACGUGAUCAACCGGCGCUUCUCGCCCUCAUGCGGCGCCAUGCUGCGGCGGUUCUAUGAGAUCUCUCCCGAAAUCAAGGCGCGCGAAGGCUGGACGGAUACGCAAUUUGGCGUUCUGACGCCCAGCUAUGGCGAGUAUGAGCGACUACUCAUGGACCAGGUGCGCAGCGCGGAUAUCAUCUUUUGCUGCACGCCAAGCACGGUGCCGCUUUUUGAUGGAAAUAUCCUCACGGAGAGAGACGCGAGGAGGAAGGGCAGGUUGAUUGUCGCGAUUGGAAGUUAUACGCCCCAGAUGAGGGAGAUUCCCGUGGAGCUGAUUCAUCAGGCGGUUAAGGUUCAUGAGCAUGCGGCGACGGGGAAGAGGAUCAUUCAUCACUAUAAGCAUGCUGUGGAGGGAGGCGCGGUAGUGGUUGAUACAUUGGAUGGGGCGCUGAAGGAGGCGGGGGAGCUGAUUGAGGCUGGAUUGGGGCCGAGGAGCUUGGUUGAACUCGGAGAACUGGUAAUGCUCCAUCGCAUCAAACUCUCCGAAAGCGACGACAACUCUGCCCGGAACUCAACAGACAUCGACACUGACACCCUCUCCGCCUCCGCCUCCACUUUAACCAUCAACUCCAUUCCCACCGAAGAGAAAGACAGCAGCAAAGACAGCAAAGACAGUGAUUCGAAGGAAAAGCGCCCCCGCCACAGCCGCCACCUCUCCAUCCAGAACCUCGUCCGCGGCACCUCCCGCUCCCGCAGCCGCGACAGUCGCACCAAUCCUGAUUCUACCGAAACCGAAGCCGACCGUGAAGAGAGGAAGAGAAAGGACAAGAAGAAGAAGAAGGAAAAGGAAGACGAGCUGGCCCGCUGGCUGCAAAAGGGCAACGUCAUCUACAAGAGCGUCGGCCUCGGCUUGAUGGAUCUGACGGUCGGCAUGCAGCUGGUGGAUUUCGCGGAGCAGAAGGGCGAGAGGAACGGGGUUGGUAGUAUUCCGCUUAUGGGAGUGAAGGGGAAGGAGAUGGUGGAGGUAGGGCUGGGGUUGGAGCCUUUGGAUGUUGCUGACGGUGGUGGUGUUGCUGGUGUUGUUGGUGGUGGCCAUGUUGUUGAUCUUGUUGGUGGAAGUGAAACUUCUGCUGAACAUCAUGGACUGAGAAGUGAGAGUCGUGGUGGCAGUCCCAGGCUGGAAUCAAGUGAAGAUACUACUACUACGCAGGAGAAGGGAAUUCAGGUCCAGGAUUUUGGUGCUAGUGCUCAGAACCGUGGCCACGGCCAGGGACAGGGCCAGGGACAGGGCCAGGGACAGGGAGGUAUUCAUGUGGCUUAG
Sordaria macrospora k-hell is the source of this 1845-nucleotide messenger RNA. The record is from RefSeq and is a predicted model, not a curated record. NCBI's taxonomy places the organism in Eukaryota, Fungi, Ascomycota, Sordariomycetes, Sordariales, Sordariaceae.